This is a messenger RNA of Lycium ferocissimum, 2257 nucleotides long. RefSeq names its product BTB/POZ domain-containing protein At3g08570. The coding region runs from base 513 to 2150 and encodes 545 amino acids. Gene Ontology annotation, molecular function: protein binding. The transcript has 4 exons. Lineage: Eukaryota; Viridiplantae; Streptophyta; Magnoliopsida; Solanales; Solanaceae. The record is from RefSeq and is a predicted model, not a curated record.
CUACCUCUAAGAAUUUCAAGAAUUGUCAGUUACUGAUUAAAAGACUCAAUUUUUUUUUUCUUUGGGUAAAUAGUUUAAAAGACUUAUUUACUGAGAAUUACGAGUUGGACAUGGUAUGACAUCAAGUUUAAUUUCUUGUCCCUUUCAAAUGAUGAGUAUAAUUGCAGUGACAUGAUUCAAUGGAUCUAGUGCUUUCAGCUUGAUUUGAGCUAGCUACCCCACCAUCCAUAUAAUUAAGAAGCAAAAUAUAAAGAAAAAAUGAACUGCAUCUUGGCUGACCUGUUUGAUGAUUCAUGCUAUCAUUAUAUAGCUAGCCUAUAUUUUGUUUUGUUUCCACGGGAUAUUUUCUAUUGGGAUUACUUAAUCAUUGUGCCUUCCAAACUGCCUUUCUUGUGGACUUCUUAGGCACUAUAUUCUCUGAUGUUGCUGGGGAUAUUACUGUUGCUGUAAACGGAGAGUCUUUCCUACUGCAUAAGUUUCCACUAGUGUCUUUGAGUGGAAAGAUCCGGAAGAUGGUGGCGGAUGCCAAAGACCCAAAUCUCUCAGAAUUGGAUUUGACCCAUGUACCAGGGGGACCUGAAGCAUUUGAACUAGCUGCAAAGUUUUGUUAUGGCAUGAACUUUGAGAUCACAACUACAAAUGUAGCACGUUUGCGUUGUGUGUCAGAAUACUUGGAAAUGACAGAAGAUUAUCGAGAAGAGAACCUUAUUGCGAGAACAGAAACUUUCCUUGUUGAAGUUGUGUCUCCAAGUCUUGAAAAAUCGGUGGAGGUACUUUCUUCUUGUGAAUCCCUGCUUCCUACUGCAGAGGAGGUUGGUAUUCCAGACAGAUGCAUCGAUGCCAUUGCCAGGGACGCUUGUCAGGAGCAACUUGUUUCAGGUCUAUCUCAUUUAGAUUGUGAUAGUGGAUCUUUGGAACUCAAGGACAGGUGUCUUGAAUGGUGGGUCGAAGAUCUUUCUGUUCUAAGCAUUGAUUUUUACCGCAGAGUUAUCAUGGCAAUGGAACAUGUUGGAGUACACAUAGACAGCAUAAUUGCAUCCUUGAUGCAUUACGCCCAGGUGUCUCUAAAGGGUAUUGGGAAACCGCAAAUUUGGAAUCCAGCUAGAGCAUAUCCAUGUAAGGGAGAAAAGGGGCAGAAAACAAUUGUAGAAACUCUUGUUAGUCUGUUGCCUCCAGAGAAAAGUUCAUCGGUUCCGUUGAAUUUUCUUUUUGGGAUAUUGAGGAUAGCUAUCAUGGUGGAUGCCGUGCUAGCCUGCAGGCUUGAAAUUGAGAGGAGGAUUGCCUUCAGGUUGGAAAUGGUAUUACUUGAUGAUUUGCUUAUACCAUCUGUCCAGACAGGUGAUUCUUUGUUUGAUGUUGACACUGUCAAGCGAAUAUUGAUACAUUUCCUCCAAAGGAUUGACCAGGAAGAAAAUGAAGAUCGUGGAUAUGAAUCAGAAGGUAUUGAUUCUCCAAGCCACGGUGCUCUAUUGAAAGUUGGACGGCUCAUAGACACAUAUCUCGCUGAAAUAGCUCCUGAUCCAUAUUUGAGUCUCGACAAAUUCACUGCUAUGAUAUCAGUGUUGCCUGAUUAUGCUCGUGUAAUUGAUGACGGACUUUACAGAGCUAUUGAUAUUUAUUUGAAGGCCCAUCCGAUGCUAAGUGAGCAUGAAUGCAAAAAGCUAUGCAAAUUCAUAGAUAGCCAAAAGCUCUCUCAAGAAGCAUGCAAUCAUGCAGCACAGAACGACAGGCUCCCAGUUCAAAUGACUGUCCGAGUUCUCUACUUUGAGCAGCUCCGCCUAAAGAAUGCUCUAUCUGGAAGUUGUGGAGAUACUUUUGUAUCACAAAAGAUCAGCAGCGGUCUUACAAGUGCAGCCAUGUCUCCUAGAGAUACUUAUGCGUCUUUAAGGAGAGAGAACCGAGAACUGAAGCUGGAGAUAUCAAGAAUGAGGGUGAGGCUCAGUGACCUUGAGAAGGAACAAAUGUUCAUGAAACAAGGGAUGAUAGACAAAACAGGAAAUGGAAAAACAUUCUUAACUUCCCUUUCUAGAGGUAUAGGAAGGUUUGGUAUAUUUGGUGGUCCAUCUGGGGGAAAACAUCACAAGUCUGGUAGGAAAUCCAGGACAUCAGAAGUAAAAACUGGUAGGAGUAGGAGGUAUUCUGUUUCCUAGGAAAAGUUUGCUCGCGCAAUGUCAGAAAGAAUGUACAAUCUUUGUAAUUAAUGCAUUUAUUCAAGAGUCUCGGAGAGUGCUAAUUAUUGGUGAAUGCUCUUUUCUUU